Molecule: messenger RNA, 532 nt
Organism: Notothenia coriiceps (black rockcod)
Lineage: Eukaryota; Metazoa; Chordata; Actinopteri; Perciformes; Nototheniidae
Product: DExD-box helicase 39A
Exons: 4
Coding region: 107-532 (141 amino acids)
Molecular function (GO): nucleic acid binding; RNA helicase activity; ATP binding
Source: RefSeq, a predicted model, not a curated record
CGAGUUGUACCUGAACAUACCAUACAUGUGUGCGCACUCCACUGUGAAUCGUUGGUAGGUCCUUACGCACAUAGACAUCGGCGGGACAUAGAACUAUCACAGCAAGAUGGCCGAGACAGACGUUGAUAAUGAACUUCUGGACUAUGAGGAGGACGAGGAGCCACAGGGAGUUCCCGAGAGUGGGACCCCAGCAACCAAGAAGGAAGUGAAGGGGUCAUACGUAUCCAUUCACAGCUCAGGGUUCAGAGACUUUCUCCUUAAACCUGAGCUUCUCCGUGCAAUUGUUGACUGUGGUUUUGAGCAUCCCUCAGAAGUCCAACAUGAGUGUAUUCCACAAGCUAUCCUGGGCAUGGACAUCCUGUGUCAGGCCAAGUCUGGUAUGGGAAAGACAGCAGUGUUUGUCCUUGCCACCCUGCAACAGAUAGAACCUGUAGAUGGCCAGGUAUCUGUCCUUGUAAUGUGCCACACGCGAGAAUUGGCCUUCCAGAUCAGCAAAGAGUACGAGCGCUUCUCCAAAUACAUGCCCACUUGA